CUCACCACCCGGAUACUGUUUUCAUUUUGUCCACCGUUACCCUUCUAGGCUGUCCCCUGUCACGCUUGCCCACGUACUACUACAGUAGCUAUGUGUGUCUCUUCCACUCGAUACGGUCGCGUAUGCGUGUCGGGAUAGUGGCUAGCCGUGAAGGGGUUACCCACCCGUUGCGUCACCGUCCAGCUAUGGUGUCAGUGUAUAGCGGCGGGUCGCAUACUCUAAGCAAGGAUGACGUGAACUACAGAAUGCAUUUCCGAAUGAUAAACGAGCAGCAGGUCGAGGACAUCACGAUAGAGUUUUUCUAUCGGCCUCACACCAUCACGCUCCUGACAUGCACGGUGCUGAGUUUGAUGUAUUUCGCCUUCGCAAGAGAUGAUGGAAAUCCAGAUAGUAAUCUAUGGGUGGGCCUCAUUUUGGUCAUCUCUUUCUUCCUUGUCAUCAGUGUUUUGGCAUUUCCUAAUGGUCCAUUUACUAGACCACAUCCAGCAAUAUGGAGAAUAGUCUUUGGCCUGAGCGUCCUCUACUUCCUCUUCCUGGUUUUCCUCAUCUUCCUGAACUGGCAGCAGGUUAAACAGUUAAUGUACUGGCUGGAUCCAAACCUGCGCUACGCCAAAAGAGAGGCAGACAUAAUGGAGUAUGCGGUCAACUGCCAUGUCAUCACCUGGGAGAGGAUUCUGAGUCAUUUUGACAUCUUUGCCUUCAGCCAUUUUUGGGGCUGGGGCAUGAAAGCUCUGCUCAUCCGAAGUUACGGCCUGUGUUGGACCAUAAGUAUUACCUGGGAGCUCACCGAGCUCUUCUUCAUGCAUCUCCUGCCCAACUUUGCUGAGUGUUGGUGGGACCAGGUGAUUCUAGACAUUCUGUUGUGUAACGGUGGAGGCAUCUGGCUGGGCAUGACGGUGUGCCGCUUCCUGGAGAUGAGGACCUACCACUGGGCCAGUAUUAAGGACAUCCACACCACCACAGGCAAGAUCAAGCGAGCCGUGUUACAGUUCACGCCGGCGAGCUGGACCUACGUGCGCUGGCUGGAUCCCAAGUCUUCCCUGCAGCGAGUGAUGGGCGUCUAUCUCUUCAUGAUCAUUUGGCAGCUAACGGAGUUGAACACGUUUUUCCUCAAACACAUAUUCGUCUUUCCUGCAAGCCACGCCCUCAGCUGGUGUCGGAUCCUGUUCAUUGGCAUUAUCACAGCACCAACAGUCAGGCAGUAUUACGCGUACCUCACAGACACACAGUGUAAAAGAGUUGGGACCCAGUGUUGGGUGUUUGGGGCUAUCGCCUUCCUGGAGGCCUUGGCAUGCAUUAAAUUUGGACAAGACUUAUUCUCCAAAACCCAGAUCCUGUAUGUGAUCCUGUGGCUACUGUGUUUGGCCUUCAUUACAUUCCUGUGUCUGUAUGGAAUGGUUUGGUGUGCAGAGACCUAUGGGCAAAGAGAAAAGAGCUUCUCAGAAUGCGAGGACAGCAAUUACACAGACUUCACUGACCUUGGGUUAGAAGCAUUUAAAGGAGACAUGGAAGGCGACAGCCCGAAAGUAAGACUGAGAGGAAAGAGACUGGGAAAGCUGAAAUCCACAAAUGGGCUGGAGAGCCAGUAAACACACCUCAGAAAGGUUUGGCAGGGGGGCAUUAAGAUAUGGUUGUAAGCCCACUAUUCCAGAAGUGACUAACAGGUCCAUGCAGUGUUUGUAGUGCAGCACAGACACCACACCAAUGUGCUACACUCAUAAAAAGCUCCUUUUCCACUGUUGACAGGUGUGUGUGUGUGUGUGUGUGUGUGUGUGCACAUGUGUAAAUACACAAAAUGUGUGUGUGUGUGCACAUGUGUAAAUACACAAAAUGUGUGUGUGUGUGUGUGUGUGUGUGUGUGCGCGUGUGUGAAAAAGAACGUAACUGCCAACUGUAGAUUGAAUUGCAUGCUCCCAUGUAGUUGAUCAUUUACAGAAAGAAGUAUAUCAUUCAUUACUGGUAGCUCCAGACAUUUCAAUAUUGAAUUGAUCAUAUUCCUUUGAGGCUUUGUGUCUUUGAAUAAUAAUAAUAAUGAUAAUAAUAAUAAUAAUAAUAAUAAUAAUAAUAAUAAUAAUUGAGUGUCAUCUGUUGUCAGUUUACAAGCGUUGUGUAUGUUGUGCACUGUUUGGUGACAAUAACUUGAAUGUGGGCGGGGCUUCCACGCCCUUUUUGACCUGGAACAAAGCAAAGCACACACAGCUAAAGCACUAUGCGGCGCUCAGAAGAAGGGUACAUUUGUUUGGGUACCUUAUUAUACUUAUUAUACUCCCUGUCUCUUGAUGGCUGCUAGUUUUUUUUGUUUUGUUUUUUUGUUUGUUUGUUUACCGUGAUGGUAACGAAGGGCAAAUAUUCAAAUUGAUCAUGGUCAGGCUCGACCUGCCUUGUAUGCAGCUUUGUCGUCAGUCUUGUUACAUGUGCAUGGUUGUGUUACACACUAGGAACACACCAUGGUGGGCAGCAUCUUUCUUUGUGUCUUUCACUGUCAUUGUAAACUUUCAACUCACCUUUUGUGCCUGUCUCCAUAUUUACUGUUGUCUGUGUUGUAUUACGACGAAUUUGUAGUUUUGUGUGUGUUUUGCCCUUGAGUACUUUACUAAUUAAAUAUGUCUCCUCAUUUGCACCAUCAGUAUGAUCUCAUGCAGUAAACAGCCCAUGUGCAAUAUAUCACUUCAUUACUGGAUCAUUCAGAACUUUACAUGCAGCAUAAGGAACAAUAACAUGAACAAAACUACUGAAAUAUACUUUAGAGUAGUCAGUGUACAGCAUGUAUAGCAGUAUAGAUUUACUAUACACUGAAAAUGAGUCAAAAUACUGCCAUUAUUGUGUAAAAAGAACAAGUUUUGUUGCAUUUCGCAGGUUUCAGUUUCGAGUUCUGUCUCUAAAAGCCUGGUUUAUGCUUCUGUGUGGAGGCGCGGCUCGCUCCUCCCCCUACAAAUCCUCUUGCGUAGCGUGACAUGCACCUCCAAACCUCAGAAAAUUUCUUUCAGGUUUGGCAGGUCUGGUACUGCGAUACAAGCUGUACACUGACCACUCUAAAGUAUGUGCGAGUUUACUUUGUAUAGUAUUGUCCCUUGAGAAGAUAUACUGUCAUGAAAAUGGUUGCUGAAAUGUGAGGGGUGUACUCACUGUUGUGAGGUACUGUACACGACACGUUCUCCAAACCUGCAGAGAUCUUUACAAGGAUCUUUUAUUGUAUAUUUUUCAAAUUGUUAGUCGUAGGUGAAAUGGAAAUUGCAUGGUUGCAAUUGUUACGUUAUUGAAGUAUAGCGAUGAUAAAAUUAAUCUUGGUUUGUUGUUUGUUCUUUUCUCGGUUGAUGAUUUAAUCCUGGAUAUUGGAAACAAAGGACCCAAAGCUCUGACAGGAAUGUUAGGGUUUUAUUGAGUGGCUCUGAUAUUAAGUCAUUAUUGAUGUGCUGUUUACAAAAUAUGGACACAAUUUCUGCUUUCUGCUUCUGUUGACGAAGUACAGGAACUUUGGAAAUCCGAUAAUAAUUGUGUCCGCUGCUGUCACAUGUGUUAAUUAGCAUGGGAAGUGCCUUGAACACCUUCUGGUUUUUGCUUCGAACACACACCAGCUGCAAAGCAAAAAGCUGAGCUAUAGUUAUGGGGCCAAAUCACUACAGGUGAAUAAAACAUUAUUAAGUUAAUUAUGCAUUGAUAUUUUUUUAAUCAGCAGGUUCGGAGAACGUGUCAUAUAGAACUUAUUUGUGGGGGGGUUGUUAUGCACUAAAAUCCCCCCAGGACAAUUUGCUCCUUGUGCUUCUUUUGACAAGAUGUAAAAAGUAGAUCCAUAAACAUCCACUGUGCUGUCUGCAUGUCCUCACGCGAUAUGAUAACUCUCCACCUUCAUGUUUCCCUCUUUGCAUGUCAGCUUUAUUGUUCAAUCUUGCAGUUUUGUACAUUUCAAGUACGCUUUUCCCACACUUUUGCUACCUACUGCAUUUCUCCUUUGAGGCCUGUACUUUGUUUUUUGAAUGAUGUGACAUUCGAGUGAUGAUGCACCGCUGAUUUCUAAUUGUCGACAAAUCACACAUUAGUUUGACCAGCAACUGAGCCAGGGUGAGACAUGGUUCCGAUAAAAGGUACAGAUGUUUCCUGGAUUUUAUUUGUUUUCUAUAAAUAUUUUGCCAAAAUGCUCAUCUUUGGAAAUGACUUGUUCUAUUCUAUAUCACUGUGAACUAUUGGAACCGCAUUAAAAGUUUUACAUGUUCUUUCAACUUCAGCGAUGCAUUCUUUUGUGUUAUGUAACUGAACUCAAUAAAUAAAUGUCAUAUCUGUA
This is a messenger RNA of Dunckerocampus dactyliophorus (ringed pipefish), 4279 nucleotides long. RefSeq names its product phosphatidylserine synthase 1a (gene ptdss1a). Lineage: Eukaryota; Metazoa; Chordata; Actinopteri; Syngnathiformes; Syngnathidae. The transcript is spliced from 13 exons. The record is from RefSeq and is a predicted model, not a curated record. Gene Ontology annotation, biological process: phosphatidylserine biosynthetic process. The coding region runs from base 123 to 1589 and encodes 488 amino acids. Gene Ontology annotation, molecular function: L-serine-phosphatidylethanolamine phosphatidyltransferase activity.